AUUUUUUUUGCUAAAUUUUGGUCCUUGAAUUCAUCUAAUACUGCCAGCGGCCCUUUUUAUAAAACACCCGCGGAUCUUUCUCGUUCUUUCUGUUUUGUUCCCGAGCUCUCUCACAUGGUUUUUGGCGCCAUCGUUUCUAGCCGGUCCUAGCGUCUUGGUGUCUGGCCAAGCGCGCAGAGCACAGCAGCCAAUCAACGCGUCUGAGGCAGGACUCCACUUCAUCUUCUGUCGCAUAUGCUUACAUCGUCCUUUUUUCUAAUCGAAACUGGAAUACUCUCGAAUUUUGUACCAAUAUAUACCUUGUAGUUUUCAAUAAAUUUGCCCUUUUACCAUCCACACUUGUCCUUACGUUGGCGUCAUUUCGGUUGGCUUCGUAUUUGUGUUAUGUAGUUUAAACUAGUUAUGCCUGGGAAGUGCUAUUUUAUUACCCAAUGGAUGGAUAAUCCAGCUUAUAAAGAACAUUGUCUUCUUAUGUGGUCAAAGGGGAUGUGCUUGAUGCUGAAAUUCUCUGGAGUCUCAAGUGCAUCACUAGUAAUUAUUCAUAUAACUCCUGUGAAGGGGUUAGUACAUUGUUCUCCAAAAUGUUUGCUGAUGGCUGUAUAGCGAAACAAUUUUCUUGUGUUGCCACAAAGUGCGCCUAUGUGUGCUCCUUUGGAUUGGCACCAUACUUCAAAGGGAUUCUUAUAAAUGAGCUGAAGAAUGUUGAUUGCUACACUGUACUCUUUGAUGAGACGUUAAACCAGUCUCUACAAUCUAAGCAGAUGGACAUGAUGGUAAGGUAUAUGGGAAUUGAUAAUAAAGUUUGCACUAGGUGUCUUACCUCCCAAUUUAUGGGUCAUGGAACUGCAGAAAAUAUUUUGUCCUCUUUUUACAAAUGCAUGAAUGAUGGUUUAAGGCUCUCUAAAAUACUUCAAUUAUCCAUGGAUGAACCCUAUAUCAAUUGGAAAUUCUAUGAGAUGCUUCAAUGUGAAUUAAAGGAGGAAUAUUCCCACCUGGUCAUAUCCAUUGGCAGUUGUGGAUUACACAUAAUGAAUAAUGCUUUUAAACAUGGUGAAAAUGCCACUUCAUGGCAUAUUAAUGAAAUUCUUUCUUCUCUUUAUUGGUUGUUUCAGGACAGCCCUGCAAGGACUUCUGACUUUUUGUCACUGUCUUCACUUAAAAAGAUGCCAUUAAAGUUUUACAAAUGUAGAUGGCUCGAAAAUAUCCCUGCAGUAGAAAGAGCCAUUGAAAUAUGGUCAGAUGUUGAAUCGUAUGUAAAGUGUGUAGACAAGGGGAUGUUUAAUGUUUUUUUUUUGGUUAUAGCAAAAAUAUAAAACCUUUUCUAAAGACCUACCAGAGUGAUGCACCUCUUUUACCAUUUUUCUCUGAAGAUACACUUAAUACAAGCAAGCAGUUAGUUCACUUUUUUUAACGUUUAUAAAAAAGAUACCAUGGAAAAUUUUUCAAUUGCUGCAGAGCUUUGCAAGUUUGAUUUUUCCAAUGAAGUAAAUUUCAAUCUAGUGAAUGAGAUAACCUUAGGAUUUGUUGGGGACAGUUGUGUUUAGCAGCUUUUGAAAAGAAACAGUUUGCUCUCAAAAGAUGUGUUUAAUGUCCGCAUAGAAUCCAGAA
This is a messenger RNA of Parasteatoda tepidariorum (common house spider), 1608 nucleotides long. The record is from RefSeq and is a predicted model, not a curated record. NCBI's taxonomy places the organism in Eukaryota, Metazoa, Arthropoda, Arachnida, Araneae, Theridiidae.